AUGGACAAGCUCGCCCUCAACGAGGCCGGCUUCCAGAACGUCCUGUCCGUGCCCGACGGCGCCCCCGCGAAGCCCCAGGACGGCCCGCUGCCGGACCCGCGGUCGGACGCAAAGUUUGGGUACCUCCGGGAGUGCGAGGGCCUGCUGGCGCUGGCCAGGAGGGUGAUCCUCGCGGCCGACAACGACGCGCCCGGGUUUGCCUUGACGCACGAGCUCGCCCGGCGGCUGGGGCGGGACCGGUGCCUCGUGGUGCAGUGGCCCAGCGACGAGGGCGGCAGCCUCGCGGGGCGCGGGGCAGGGGGAGCGGAGGCGCCGCAGCCGCAGCCGCCGCAGCAGCAGGCGGCUCCCUGGGAUGUGCUCGGCGGCGGCGGCGGCGACGGUCUCUUUGCCAGCAACGGCAACGGCGCCUCAGGCGGCGCCGGCGCAGCGGCCGCCGCGGCGGCGGCGCCGCCGUCCCCCUGGUUCCGCAAGGACGCAAACGAGGUGCUGUUGAAGGAUGGCCCCGCGGCGCUGCGCGAGUACGUCGCGGCCGCGCAGCCCCUGCCUGUGCCUGGGCUGCAGCGGUUUGCGUCUUUCUGGGAGGAGCUGCUGGACCUGUACGCGGCGCAGGCGGGCGGCGACGGGCGCGAGGCGGCGGCCAGCACGGGGUGGGGCGGGGUGGACGGCUGCUACAAGGUGCCGCCCGGGGAGCUGACGCUGGUGACGGGGGUCCCCAACAGCGGCAAGAGCGAGUGGCUCGACGCCCUCGCCGUCAACCUGGCAGCGCAGCAGGGCUGGCGCAUCGCCCUGUGCAGCCUCGAGAACGAGCCCGUGGGUCACCUGAUCAAGCUGCUUGAGAAGAGGGUGGGCAAGCCCUUCUACGACGGCGCCGGCGGCCGCGUGCGCAUGAGCUGGGAGGAGGCCGUCGCCGGCGCGCUGUGGGUGGACGAGAUGUUCCACCGCAUCGUGCCGCCGCCUGGGGAGCAGCUGCCCACGAUCGACUUCGUGCUGGAGAGGGCGCGCAUUCUAGUGCUCAGGUUUGGCAUCCGGGGCUUGAUCAUCGACCCCUACAACGAGCUCGACCACCGCCGCCCCAGCCACGUCACCGAGACCGAGUUUGUCAGCCAGAUGCUCGCGCGCGUCAAGCGCUUUGCGCAGGCCUUUGACGUGCACGUGUGGCUGGUGGCGCACCCGCGGCAGCUGCAGGACUGGCGAGGGGAGGCCCCAAACCUGUACGACGUUUCUGGCAGAAUAUUGAGGCGUUGGAUCCGGGCAAGCAUGUGA
Molecule: messenger RNA, 1263 nt
Organism: Monoraphidium neglectum
Lineage: Eukaryota; Viridiplantae; Chlorophyta; Chlorophyceae; Sphaeropleales; Selenastraceae
Exons: 5
Coding region: 1-1263 (420 amino acids)
Biological process (GO): DNA replication
Molecular function (GO): single-stranded DNA binding; ATP binding; 5'-3' DNA helicase activity
Source: RefSeq, a predicted model, not a curated record